AUUUUACAGAGUCUAAUCAGUUGUGCUGAGCCGUACCUGGAAGCCCUUGCACUUUGAUAGCGCAAAAGCAACUGCGACAGCCACUACCUGCGCCCUUGCAAGCGAAGACAUAGUCCUUCCUGGGCCUGCAAAUAGAUUGUAUAAUAUAAUCGGCGACAGCAACUUAGGUCAAAUAACCUCCUAUAGUGUUCGCCGCCUUAAAUGACUUGAGCUGCAAUUUCGACCACGAUAACCAAUGCUUCGACGCCCGAAACCGACAAAACCAAACGCAUGUUUAAGUACAGAUCACGCUAGUUUCGCCUCACGCCCACGCCCUUUGCCAGCCCGGGCUCGUCAUGUAGCGGUAGCUAGCACUGCGCCUGUGUCGGCUGGACAUCAAGCUCCAGUCCCGCAGCCAACCUCAUCAACUCAAAACAGCACAACAAGUAAUGGCGCAGCAAACCAUGGAGCAGCUGGCAACGGUGCCGUUGUCCAUUCACACAUGCCUUCACCCAAUGGAGGCUCCGUGGCCGAAGUUAAUAUGGGUUACUGGGAGCUGCUGAGCACUGCGGAGAGCGGCGAGGUGUUCAGCCAGCGAGCCAGGUCGGCCAGCGAUGCGGCGGUGCUCAGGCGCAAGGGACACCUCAAGGAGCAGGACCGGCUGAUCGACUUCAUGCGCCGCAUGCACGAAACCCACACGUGCGAGGAGGUGAUGCUCAAGGUGGAGAGGUGGAUCUCGGAGCACCGGCAGGACCCGCGGAGGUCGCGGCUCAGGAGGCUCAUACCGGGCAUCGGCGCCUUCUUCACCCCGCUGAAGCUGGUGGAGGCGUUCCGCGAGUACGACGCCUUCUUCGCGCUCUCCCGCCGCAAGUACAUCCCACCCAACUUUGCGGAGCUGAGGCAUGUGGUCAACAUCGCGCAGGUCCAUGCGGUGGCGGACACCCUCAAGCUCAUCACCUUUGACGCGGACGGCACGCUGUACGCGGACGGGGCUCACAUGGAGCAGGACAACCAGAUGAUCGCACACAUCAUCAACCUCAUGCGCAGCAACGUGCAGGUGGCCAUCGUCACCGCCGCCGGCUACCCGGGUGAACCCGACAAGUUCGAGAAGCGCGUGAUGGGGCUGCUGGAGGCAUUCAGGCGGUUGAAGCUGCCGUCGGAGGUGACCAACAGGUUCCACAUCAUGGGCGGCGAGUGCAACUACCUGCUGCGGGUGCGCCCGGACGACAAGCGGCUGGAGUUCGUGCCGGACGCGGUUUGGAAGACACCCGCCAUGCAGAGCUGGCGGCAGGAGGACAUCGCGGACCUGCUGGAUGAGGGGGAGGCCAUGCUGCUGGAGGGCGCCAAGCGGCUGAACCUGACGGUCAAUGUGAUCCGCAAGAGCCGUGCGGUGGGCAUCGUACCCACACAGCCCACCAUAUACGAGGUGUUGGAGGACAUUGCGCUCACGCUGCAAACGCAGCUGGUGGCGCGAGUGCCCUUCUGCGCCUUCAACGGCGGUAACGACGUGUUCGUGGAUGUGGGCAACAAGCUGCUGGGGCUGGAUGCGCUCAUGAAGUACCUGCAAGUGGGGCCGUCGGAGGUGUUGCAUGUGGGCGACCGCUUCACGGACAGCGGCAACGAUGUGGCCACCCGGGACAUCUGCUCCGUGCUGUGGGUGGCGAACCCCGAGGAGACCGGCUUCUUCAUCAAGAUGCUGCUCAAGGACAUCCGCAAGAGCCGCUGGCAGCCGUACAUCGAGUGAGGAGGAGGAGGAGGAGUGAGGAGCUGGUGAUGAUGAGCCACGGGUCGUGGGGUUGGGAGGGGUGGGACGUGGAAGGGUGUGGAAAAGGUUGAGAGGGGCUUUUUAGGCUUUGGAAACAGCAUGGUGUGUGCCCAUGAUUUGGGUGGACGAUGGAGGAAACCGCACUGUAUGAGGUGGGGAUGUGUGUGUGGGGGGGGUUGGGUGAAUCCGCGGUCUCAUCAGUGUCGUCUUCAGCAUCACUGGAGCCCUUGUAGACAUGUCAUCAGGAGCAGUAGCUAGAGCAGCGGCAGCAGCAGGAGCAGCAACAUGAUACUGUGCGCUGACAACUGAGCAGCACCAAGACAGUAACAGCAGCGGUGGUGGUGGUGGUGAUGGGAAUGGUGGGCGUCGAUGGGGGCGCACACCUGCUCAUUCAUGUGUAUUGCAUGGAGGGUGGGAGGCGGGAGCAGCAGUGGCGAGGUAGGAGGGAGACAUGAUACUAGUUAGGGUGGGUAGCAGCGUCUUUCCGUAACCGUUUUUUAGUGCUGUUUAUUAAGUGCACCCCGCGUGUCGCAGACAUUCCGUCAUUCGGAGGGCGAUUCUGUCAUUGCCCUACGACGAGUAGUUUGUCGCCACAUGCUCAGCACACUGUGGCUAUUAUUAGGACAUGUAGGCAGACCGCAGUAGCAGUUGUGUACCGGUACGUGUUUGUGGGCGCCGAACGCCGUGAAGAAGAAGAAGAAGAUUUAGCAAGGUAGGGGCUUUGCUGUCUGCAAUGUUUGUGUGUUUGGUCGGAACCUAACAUGGUGCUGGCGAGCGAGACUAGAGGCGCUUGGGGGUGCGGGCAGGAUGUGAUGCGUUUUAGAUGCGGCUGAUGUCUAUGUGCGGGGAGUUAAGGAGUUUGCCAGCAUGUCGCCAAGGUGCCCGGACGUCUGAACUGCCGCUGCAUCUGGACUGCCUUCAAUCGUUGCGGUAUUGCGCAGCGGAAGGAGAAGACAGGAAUGAAGAAGACGCGUUUGGCGUGUGCGUGCUUAGAGACAGUGUCCUGCUACGUACGCUUCAGGCAUGUGCCUGGCUACGCCCUCCUCUGCUGAGUACCGUACCUGUGUCUGAUCACCGCGCAGCAGGAAAUUUAGGGAUUAUUUAUUUUAACGCGCAGCGCUGUAAG
Molecule: messenger RNA, 2870 nt
Organism: Astrephomene gubernaculifera
Lineage: Eukaryota; Viridiplantae; Chlorophyta; Chlorophyceae; Chlamydomonadales; Astrephomenaceae
Source: the annotation of a GenBank genome assembly